Spizellomyces punctatus DAOM BR117 is the source of this 957-nucleotide messenger RNA. RefSeq lists its product as uncharacterized. The record is from RefSeq and is a predicted model, not a curated record. Lineage: Eukaryota; Fungi; Chytridiomycota; Chytridiomycetes; Spizellomycetales; Spizellomycetaceae. The transcript has 2 exons. Bases 478 to 804 code for a protein of 108 amino acids.
GUCAACGAAACUUUGGGUUCUUUCGACCUGCCCUUCUUUUGAAUUCCCUUUUCAAUGUUUAAACUGAAGGGAAAUCAUAACUCUUCUCGUAACUUUGUGUGAGCGCAUUUUAAACAAAACGCAGGUCAUCGCAGUUAUGUCACAGUCAUGUGUCUAUUGCUCAUGAAGAUGAUCUUGCGUUGCCGACAAGCUUUUCUCUUUGAGAUCUCCUUCAUUGUAAGGUCCAUCAACCUCUCUGUUCAUAUCUCCUUCAAUUGAAGCCACUUAACCUCCUUCACUUCAAGACAUUGACCAAACGGCGCUAUUGAUGAUUGCCUCACUACCGGAUACAUCACCGAAGUGGGGCUUCUCCACCUCUCCUUGAUGUUGCAUCUCGAGGUUCACUAUCAACCAUACUGGUUCUUGCGCCAGGUCGUAGCCGCUGGAAUCAUAUGUUGACGGACAUGGAAGUUCUGUCGUAGUUCUCCUCUCAAUCUAAUGACACUUGUCCUGUUGCCUCACCACCAGAUACACGACAUUAGAAUUCAAAACCAAACAGACAUACACUGGUUACACUGGCUAAUUGAUAGGAAUACGAACCUGAGCUCCUCGCCUUUAGUCAUAGACCUUUUCAUCCACUACGCUAGAUCUCAAAAGCAUAUUGGCUUCAGGUUUCUGCUGCCGAUUGGCGCAAAGACUUACGAGAGCUCAUAUCCCCCAUGGCUUGGGUACGUCAGAGAUGCCUCAUCCAUAAGAAAAUUUCGGACAAACAGAAGCCAAAUAUCACUGAGUAUGUACGCAUGUCUUCAAGGUUACAACACAUGAUGGAAUACAAAACUGCCCAUCUACACAGCACUUUAUACAUUCAGUCUUCGCCCAUUAAUUACAGAACAAUUUAUACAAUUCACUAGUCAAAACAAAUCUUGCGCUUUCUUAAUAAGGAACCGUCCAUGGAAGGCCUGCACACUGAUAUGCUCG